Seriola dumerili (greater amberjack) is the source of this 1784-nucleotide messenger RNA. Its product is annotated as transmembrane protein 184C-like. The transcript has 12 exons. Bases 341 to 1660 code for a protein of 439 amino acids. NCBI's taxonomy places the organism in Eukaryota, Metazoa, Chordata, Actinopteri, Carangiformes, Carangidae. Gene Ontology annotation, molecular function: transporter activity. Gene Ontology annotation, biological process: transport. The record is from RefSeq and is a predicted model, not a curated record.
AACACGGGAAACAAGGGGGGACCAGACGCGGACAGCCGCCUCCUCUCUGUCGGUUGUUGUAACCGGAUAUUUAUUUAUCUUUUUACCGGAUCGAUGUGACCGAUCAGGGCCGGCGGUGGUGAUCAGGUAUAGCGAACAGCUGAGUUUAGUUUUGCGGUGUGUGUGUGUGUGCGCGCGUGUGUGUGCUCGCGCGUGCAGUCGGUCGGGCGGAGGAGAGAGAUGCGUUGCCUGGUAACAGAGACAGGACCGAGGAGGAAAACAGGCCAACCGUCAGUCUGAAUGAAGAUCUGCAGCGUCAACGGACGUGCCUGCAGUCGACGCUGAGGGUGAAGCCGCCGUGAUGCCGUGCUCGUGUGCAGAGUGGAGGCGGUGGAUCCGCCCGCUGGUCCUGGUCCUCUACGCCCUCCUGCUGGUGGCCGUGCUGCCGCUCUGCAUCUGGGAGCUGCAGAAAGACAAAGUCGGGACUCACAGUAAAGCUUGGUUCAUCGCCGGCAUCUUUGUUUUUCUGACCAUCCCGAUUUCACUGUGGGGGAUUCUGCAGCAUAUGGUGCACUACACCCAGCCGGAGCUGCAGAAACCAAUCAUCAGAAUACUAUGGAUGGUGCCCAUCUACAGUUUGGACAGUUGGCUGGCUCUGCGGGAUCCCAACCUGGCCAUCUACGUGGACACGUGCAGGGAGUGCUACGAGGCCUACGUCAUCUACAACUUCCUGGUGUUCCUGCUCAACUUCCUCAGUAACCAGUACCCCAGCCUGGUGCUCAUGCUGGAGGUGCAGCAGCAGCAGCCACACCUGCCCCCGCUCUGCUGCUGCCCGCCGUGGCCCAUGGGAGAGGUGCUGCUGUUCAGGUGUAAGCUGGGAGUCCUGCAGUACACUGUGGUCAGGCCCGUAACCACGGUGAUAGCGCUGAUCUGUCAGCUCUGUGGGGUUUAUGAUGAAGCAAACUUCAGCUUCAGAAACGCCUGGUCCUACCUGGUCAUAAUCAACAACAUAUCUCAGCUGUUUGCCAUGUACUGUCUGGUGCUGCUGUACCGAGCUCUCAGAGAGGAGCUGACUCCCAUCAGGCCCGUGGGCAAGUUCCUCUGCGUCAAACUGGUGGUCUUCGUCUCCUUCUGGCAGGCUGUGUUCAUAGCGUUCCUGGUGAAGGUCGGCGUGAUCUCCGACAAACACACCUGGGACUGGGACAGCGUGGAGGCCGUGGCCACUGGACUGCAGGACUUCAUCAUCUGCAUAGAGAUGUUCCUGGCUGCCAUUGCUCACCACUACACCUUCACCUACAAGCCCUACGUACAGGAAGCAGAGGAGGGGUCAUGUUUCGACAGCUUUCUGGCCAUGUGGGAUUUCUCAGACAUUCGAGCUGAUGUCACAGAGCAGGUCCGCCAUGUUGGUCGUACGUUCCUGGGUCGUCCCAACAAGAUGUAUUUCGGCACAUCAGCUCGACCCGAACACACCGAACACACCGGCCUCCUCACAGCGUCCUCCCAGGACCCCAUCGCAGCGGCGGCCACAUCGAUGCCCUCCUCCCCUUCCUCGAGCGGACGGUACCAAGGCCUCGGCCACACCCCGGCGCCUCACUCCAUCUCCGCUCCUGCAGGGUUCACCUCCUCGUCCUGGGAGGACGACAGCGACAACUCGCCUCCGCAGGCGGGUGGAGUCCAUUAACCACAUCCAGGGGUGGGACUGGAUUCUGUAUAAAAACCAAAAUAAAAGUAUAAAAUGAACUCUCGUACAAAGUCUUGUUUUCAAAUGUAUGAAAAACAAACUGAUUUAUCAAGACUAGGCAAAG